UUGAAGACUGGAUUUUGAUUGCGAACUACAUUUCCCAGAAGGCGCCGGGGCUGUGUUGGCCACGCGCCUCUGUGGUUCGUUCUUGGUGGGUCAGCCCCCCGCAGGUGAAUUAGUUGCCUCCUGGCAAGAAUUCGACGCGAGGUGAGAAGGAGCCGGAGUCUUGGAGGUAAGUGUCAUACUGAGGCUGCCUCCUAAUAUGAGGACUCCCGAGCCAGGGGCGCUUCGUGUCCAGAGCCAAAGGCCUACAAGAGGCACAGAGGAGGGGUUUUGCUUGAUGGGUGGGGUGUAUGGGUGCAUCUGUCAGGACCAGGUCGGCCCCAGAGAUGGUGGAUGCGGUUGAGAGACUGGAGCUUGGCUGUAAUGCGUGUCAUUGGCCCGCGUUGCUGCUGCUCCCCCCGCACUCCCAUCACAGUUCCCAGUGACUGCAAAGAACAGUGUCCCCAAGAGCGAAGUCAAGAUCGACCCUUCAGAUGAAGGUUCCCGGCGAAAAGGCAGGUCUUGGGUUUGGGGUGGGACUUUUUUUAGAGCGAGAAGUGACCCUAAGAUAGACUCCUGUGACGGGAUGAUGAGAGGGUCCCUGUAGUUGUGGAUGCCGCUUCUCUCUCUCUCUCUCUUUCUCUCUCUCUCUCUCUUUUAACCACAGCUUUCGUACUGUAAUCCUGUCACCAACCUCUAUUUAUCGUUUUUAAAAAAAAAAAGUAGGAUCCGCAAGAUUGCUCACCUGGGAUGCUGCCUGCUUUGUCACAAAGGGAGCCCAGAGCAUUCUGGGAGCUGUAAUACUAGCUGUGGGAGGACGCCUCAUGGACAAGUGCAUUUUGCAGUAGAAAAGCCCUGGUUUCUCUGGACUCUGUUUCUCCAGUGGAGGAAGCCCAAGGAGAACUGGCAGGUUCUUCCAACUCUGAAACCAGCCAUGGCCCUUAUAUCCUUGGAAUUCAGGGACGUGGCCAUCGACUUCUCCCCAGAGGAGUGGGAGUACCUUGGUCCCUCUCAGAAAGCCUUGUACAGGGAUGUGAUGUUGGAGAACUACAGCAACCUGGUCUCAUUAGGGUGUUCCAUUCCUAAGCCAGAGGUGAUUACUUUGUUGGAGCAAGAGAAAGAGCCCUGGAUGAUAAAGAGAGAAGGGACCAGAAGUGUGUGCACAGAUUUGGAGUCUAACUAUGUGACUGAGAAGUUAUUUCCAGAAACUGAGAUUUAUGACACCUAUUUGCCUCAAAUGCAGACAGUGGAAACCAAUAGGAUCUAUAUCCACAAGGACAAUAUUCUCAGAAAUAAUUUGCAAUAUAAAUAUGAAUUAGAGAGACAAGAAUAUCAGAUGGAAUGUGUUAGUCAAAUGAUAAUCCAAAAGCACGUCUCUCUUCCUCUGCAUCACAAAAUCCAUACAAGAGAGAAACCUUAUGAAUGUAAGCAAUGUGGGAAGGCUUUUAGACAACAGUCAUACCUAAUUCAGCAUACAAGGAUUCACACUGGGGAGAGACCCUAUAAAUGUAAGGAAUGUGGGAAGGCUUUUUGUCGUGUGGGAGAGCUCAGAGUACAUCAAACAAUUCAUGCUGGGGAAAGACCCCAUCAAUGUAACGAUUGUGGAAAGACUUUUAGACUUCAUUAUCACCUCACUGAACAUCAGAGAAUACAUUCUGGCAUAAAACCCUAUGUGUGUGAAGAAUGUGGGAAGGCUUUCAUACGUGUUAGAGACCUUAGAAUACACCAGACAAUUCAUGCUGAGGAGAGACCUUAUGAGUGUAAGGAAUGUGGGAAGGCCUUUAGACUGCGUUAUCAACUUACUGAACAUCAAAGAGUCCAUACUGGUGAGAGACCUUAUGAAUGUAAAAUAUGUGGAAAGACUUUUAGGGUACAACGACAUGUUAGUCAACAUCAGAAAAUUCACAUUGGUAUAAAACCUUAUAAAUGUAAUGAAUGCGGGAAGGCCUUUAGCCAUGGCUCAUACCUAGUUCAACAUCAGAAAAUUCACACUGGUGAUAGACCCUAUAAGUGUGAAGAAUGUGGCAAAUCCUUUAAUUUUCAUGCAGAACUGACACGCCAUUAUAGAAUCCACACUGGUGAGAAACCCUACGCGUGCAAAGAGUGUGGAAAAACCUUUCGUCUUCAAACAGAACUCACUCGCCACCAUAGACUUCACACUGGCGAGAAACCCUAUGAAUGUAAAGAGUGUGGGAAGGCUUUUAUUUGUGGCUAUCAACUGACUUUACAUCUGAGAGUUCAUACUGGUGAGAGUCCCUUUGAAUGUAAGGAAUGUGGGAAAAAUUUUAGUAGUCGCUAUCAUCUUACCCAACAUUACAGAAUUCACACUGGUGAGAAACCCUAUGAAUGUAAGGAAUGUGGGAAAGCCUUUCGUCUUCGAGCAGAACUUACCCGCCACCACAGAAUUCAUUCUUGUGAGAAACCUUAUGAAUGUAAGGAGUGCGGGAAGACGUUUAUUCGUAGCGGUCAUCUCUCAUCACACCAGCGAAUUCACACUCACGAAAACACUUACGAAUGUAAGGAAUGUGGGAAGAUUUUUAGUCGCCGCUACAAUCUCACCCAACAUUAUAAAAUUCACACCGGUGAGAAACCCUAUGAAUGUAAUGAAUGUGGGAAAGUCUUUCGAUUUCAGACCGAACUUACUCAGCAUCACAGAGUUCAUACAGGUGAAAAACCCUAUAAAUGUCAAGAAUGUGGAAAAGCCUUUAUUCGUAGCAAUCAUCUAACUCAACACUACAGAAUCCACACUGGUGAGAAACCCUAUGAGUGUAAGGAAUGUGGGAAGGCCUUUAGUCGACAUUAUCAUCUAACUCAACAUCACAGGAUCCAUACUGGUGAGAAACCCUACAUGUGUAGUGAAUGUGGGGAUGCUUUUAUUUGUAGUUAUCAACUUACCUUCCAUCAAAGAAUUCACACAGGUGAGAUUCCCUAUGAAUGUAAGGAAUGUGGAAAAAGCUUUAGUCGUCAGUAUCAUCUUACUCAACAUUUUAGGCUUCAUACUGGUGAAAAACCUUACGAAUGUAAACAGUGUGGGGAUGCCUUUCGUCUUCAAGCAGAACUUACUCGACAUUACACAAUUCAUACUGGUGAAAAGCCCUAUAAGUGUAAAGAAUGUGGGAAGGCCUUUAGUGUUAAUUCAGAACUUACUAGGCAUCACCGAAUUCAUACUGGUGAAAAACCCUCUAAACAUGAGGAGUGUGAAAAAGCCUUUAUUCACAGCAAUCAACUAACUUUACAUCAGCGAAGUCAUGAUAGUGAAGGAACCCUAUGCGUAACGUAGAGAGCAGAAAAUGUCUUUUGGAAUAGCGGAGAACUCAUCAUAAUUAAGAAGAAAUAUUAUUUGUUUAAAAAAAAGGAGAGAAAAUUUUUUUGUUGUUUGGAGAACAAUGGUCUCUCAAGAUGUAAGUAUAUAUUUCAUGCUUUAAAUUUAACAGAAAUAGCUUUACACAUUGUAUAUUAAGGGGGAAAGUUGAAAUGGUGUAGUAUCCCCUGGUCUUGGUCAAAUUUCAGUUUAUUGGUACAGGUGCAGUACAUCUCCAACCAAAGUGAAGGUCCCCUUCACAAUAUGGUUGACUAGUAGUACCCUUAUACAAAAUACAAUACAAUAAAAAUUACCAGAAAAAUUAAAUGGAAUAAAAGAAACACAAAAUGAAA
Messenger RNA from Erinaceus europaeus (western European hedgehog), 3630 nucleotides. It is a transcript of the gene ZNF546, whose product is annotated as zinc finger protein 546. Gene Ontology annotation, molecular function: RNA polymerase II cis-regulatory region sequence-specific DNA binding; DNA-binding transcription activator activity, RNA polymerase II-specific; DNA-binding transcription repressor activity, RNA polymerase II-specific. NCBI's taxonomy places the organism in Eukaryota, Metazoa, Chordata, Mammalia, Eulipotyphla, Erinaceidae. The record is from RefSeq and is a predicted model, not a curated record. The transcript is spliced from 5 exons. Gene Ontology annotation, cellular component: nucleus. The coding region runs from base 911 to 3256 and encodes 781 amino acids. Gene Ontology annotation, biological process: negative regulation of transcription by RNA polymerase II.